This is a messenger RNA of Tetrahymena thermophila SB210, 915 nucleotides long. Its product is annotated as von willebrand factor type A domain protein. The transcript has 2 exons. Lineage: Eukaryota; Ciliophora; Oligohymenophorea; Hymenostomatida; Tetrahymenidae. The record is from RefSeq and is a predicted model, not a curated record.
AUGACUACUUAACUUGUGAUUUUAAAUGUCCUUGCUGUGCCUAAGUAUGUGAUUAAGAUCAUUGGAAAUAUAGUUAAUAUGCAAGAGGAAAAGAAUAAAAUAAACACACUAUUUAAUGUGGGCAUAGAUUUGCUGCAUUUAACGGAGUAAGAAUUGAAAAAGAAAAUUUGCCUGCACUUAUAACAUGCUUAGACAAUGAAGAUAAUACUUCGAUUAAAUAUUAAGGUUAAUUAUUAAAAUGGAGUAAAUUUAAAGAAAUUCAUGAAGCGUGGGAUUGGAAUGCAGGAAAUUCUUAAAAAGAAAAAGAAUUAUCAAGAUAGAAGUGGUAAAAGCUUUGGCAGUUAAUUGAAAUGUAAAUAAUAAAUUAGCCCUAUGCAUUUUAUAAUUGCCUUUGAUGAAAGUGGUAGUAUGAAUGGUAAAAAUUGGUAGGAUCUGAGAGCUGAGUUAGAAAAUUUUAUUAAUCUUAGACUUGAUAAAAGUGAAUAAGAUUUUUGCACUUUAAUAGGAUUUAAUGAUAAAUCUUUUGUUUAUUCGAUGUUUGAAAACUUAAACAAAUAAUUGAUUUAAAAAAUACCUUAAAAUAAUCACGGUGACGGUACUAAUUACUCUAGAAUAUUUGAUAGCAUAUUAUAAAUACUAAAUCAUUAAAAAAGUAAAGAAUUUAUUCAAAAUACAGUAAUCUUUUUCUUGACAGACGGAGUUGCAAAUAAACCUGAUUCAUAAAUAUAAACUUUAUUAACAAAACAUGAACUUAUAAAAGAAAUAAUGUUCAUUGGUUAUGGUAAUCAUGAAUUUAAAGUGCUUUUAUAGAUGGUUAGUGAUCUUUAAAAUCUAAAUGCUACGUUUUACAAAACUUUAGAUUAAUAAUAACUCUCGUAGUAGUUCGAAAAUUUGUCAUUAAUUAUUCCUAGUUGA